Molecule: messenger RNA, 4159 nt
Organism: Scatophagus argus
Lineage: Eukaryota; Metazoa; Chordata; Actinopteri; Scatophagidae
Product: ceramide transfer protein-like
Exons: 18
Coding region: 641-2512 (623 amino acids)
Biological process (GO): ER to Golgi ceramide transport
Cellular component (GO): Golgi apparatus
Molecular function (GO): phosphatidylinositol-4-phosphate binding
Source: RefSeq, a predicted model, not a curated record
UCGGCAGUAAGGUACACAGUGAAGCGUGGCUGCAGCUCCACCCCCUGGCCUACAUGGAGGCAAGCUAGUCAGACCUCCGCUAUUGCUAACUGAACUGCGGAACUACAGCAGCGACACAAUCCGUUGCCCGUCAUUUGUAGCUUGAGUGUUGAGGUCAGCGUUAACCCGAAGGCCUCCUUAUCGAUCAGUCAUUUGAGCAGCUUAUCGACUGCAUUUAAGGUAGCUAACCAGAACAUUCACAGUUUCUGGUUAAGUUUAUGUUAGCUAGUUGCGUCGUUUGACAGCUAACGCUAACUAGCUAGUCUCAUUGGUAUUCGACGUCAGUUUCAAAACAAAGCCCGCAAAACGCAGAAGUUGGGACUCAGCUGUCACCUCAAGAAUAGCUUCCUGCAAGGCAAGCUAGCACGGUUUAAAUAAGUUAACCGACCGAAGAUAAAUUACGUUAUACAGUUGAUGUUUAUCACACUCAGUUACUGCUAAUUAACGUUAUUUCGCUGACGUUAAGGCUAAGUUAAAGAAGCUGUCAGCAGUUUGACUGUGACGCGUUUGAACUUAACCUAUCUAAUCCAGCUGCUAGCGUUAAGAUACGCGGCUCUGUCGAUAAUAUCAGUUUAAAGCUUUCUCUGUAGCUUGGAUUUAAAUGUCCGAAAUGGGUUCAUCGUCCGGUUCGGAUGAGGAUGUGGACCCGGAAUCCGGGCAGCCUGUGGAGCUCGGAGGCGUUUUAAGCAAGUGGACAAAUUACAUACACGGAUGGCAGGACCGAUGGGUUGUGUUGAAAAACAAUACCCUAAGCUACUACAAGUCGGAGGAUGAACGGGAAUACGGCUGCAGGGGGUCUCUGUGCCUCAGCAAGGCUGUCAUCACACCUCAUGAGUUUGACGAGUGUCGCUUUGACAUCAGCGUAAACGACAGUGUUUGGUACCUCAGAGCUGAAGAUCCCGAGCACAGACUCCAGUGGAUUGAGUCGAUAGAGCUGCACAAGGCAGAGUCUGGUUAUGGUUCAGAAACCAGUCUCAGACGUCAUGGGUCCAUGUUGUCUCUCACCUCUGCAGCCAGUGCUUUGUCUGCCACAUCCACAUCCUCAUUCAAGAAGGGGCACAGGUUGCGUGAGAAACUAGCAGAAAUGGAAACGUUCCGGGACAUUCUGUGCAGACAAGUGGACACCCUGCAGAAAUACUUUGACUCCUGUGCUGAUGCAGUCUCCAAAGAUGAAUUUCAGAGAGACAGAGUAGUAGAGGAGGACGAGGAUGACUUUCCCAACACUACAAGACCUGAUGGUGAAUAUAAUCACAACAACAAUGGCAGCAAAGAGAAAUUGUUUUCCCCUGCCAGUCCUAAAGGUAUGAACGGGAUCGACUUCAAGGGUGAGGCCAUCACCUUCAAGGCAACCACAGCAGGCAUCCUCUCCACCUUGUCCCACUGCAUCGAACUGAUGGUCAAACGAGAGGACAGCUGGCAGAAGAGACUGGACAAGGAACUAGAGAAGAGGAGGAGGGUCGAAGAUGCCUACAAGUCUGCUAUGAAUGAACUGAAGAAAAAGUCGCACUAUGGAGGCCCAGACUAUGAGGAGGGGCCCAACAGUCUGAUCAAUGAGGAUGAGUUCUUUGAUGCGGUGGAAGCUGCACUGGACAGACAGGACAAGAUAGAGGAGCAGUGCCAGUCAGAGAAGGUCAGAAUACCUCGACUAACUCCUGUUCCACCUGGAGACGCCUACUCCACUGUUGGUAAACAUCGGUUUGCCACCAAGUCCCUUAGCCAUUCUUCUUCCGUGUCCUCCGUUGAGCUAGUCAGUGCUUCAGAUGACAUUCACAGAUUCAGCGCUCAGGUGGAGGAGAUGGUGCAGAAUCAUAUGACUUACUCACUUCAGGAUGUGGGUGGAGAUGCUAACUGGCAGCUGGUAAUAGAAGAAGGAGAGAUGAAGGUGUACAGGAGAGAAGUGGAGGAGAACGGUAUUGUACUGGAUCCUCUCAAAGCUACACAUGCUGUGAAGGGCGUGACAGGACAUGAGGUCUGUCACUACUUCUGGGACACAGCUGUCCGAUUGGACUGGGAGACCACCAUUGAAAAUUUCAACGUUGUGGAAACGCUCUCUGAUAACGCUGUCAUUGUUUACCAGACACACAAGCGAGUGUGGCCUGCCUCUCAGAGAGACGUGCUCUAUCUGUCGGCCAUCAGGAAGAUCUUAGCAACAAAUGAAAAUGAUCCCGACACAUGGCUGGUCUGCAACUUCUCUGUGGACCAUGACAAGGCCCCUCCCACAAACCGAUGUGUUCGUGCCAAAAUCAAUGUCGCUAUGAUCUGCCAGACCCUGGUCAGCCCACCAGAGGGCGAUAAAGAGAUCAGCAGAGACAACAUCCUUUGUAAGAUCACCUACGUUGCCAAUGUGAACCCCGGAGGCUGGGCUCCAGCGUCGGUCCUCAGAGCCGUGGCCAAGAGAGAGUAUCCCAAGUUCCUCAAACGCUUCACCUCCUACGUGCAGGAGAAAACUGCUGGGAAGCCCAUCCUCUUCUGAGCAUCAAGAGCAUUGAACAGGCUCUCGAUGACGACAUGACCCAUUCACCUGCCAAUCAGAAUGUGUUUUCAGACUUACUACACGCAGGACACUAUAUCAUCCAGGACGUCCCACAGGACCCCUGCUUGUAGAGGACAGGCUGAUUUUAUGGUCGUUAACACCAUCUGCUGGUCAUGGCUACAUUUGUAUGUAAAAUCAAAACUUUCCUAAGUGUUUUUCCAAUUGUUAUGGAUUAUUUGCCUUUUUUUGUAAAUUGUUUUGUACAUUUCUUAUGAUUGCAUACUUCUUGACUUUUUUUGGGUUUGCUUUAAUCACUAGUAUUACAGCUGCUUGUUUUGCUGCUGCUAAAAUAACUACCAUGAGAGGGAGGAAAAUAGACAUUGACAGGAAAAGCAUUGAUGAGGUGCAGUACAGGAUCUCUUCUUUCUUGCCUUCUCCUGUCCCUCUAGUGAUGACGGGGGGCGAGGUCAGAGCCUAAAGCUUUGAAACCUUUAUCUUUCUAGAUUGUUAUAAAGUAGCUUCUGGAGAGCACCAUUGACACAAUGUAUUGUACAGAGAAAACAAUAAGUUUUCAGUUAGCUCACCAAUGUUAGAAAUGUGAAUUGACUGUUAAACGCUUGAAUUUGUUGACAGUAAUGGGCCAAGGACGCCAAAAGUGGGAGGUAAAGAGCAUUUUCUAAGUCUAAUUAACUCACGCUGGAUGAUAUUUCUGCCACAGUUGAACUGAUCAGUGGGAUAUCAUUGACUGUGGUCUGUAGAUGCUUAGUGGAGCUCUGUUGUCAGUAAGUAUCUGUCUUUAAGCUCAACGUGGCACACGGUUUCUGACAGAUACCUGCACAUGGCCAGCUAUAGUGUCUCAUAAAAAGCUUCCUCUCUUUCAUUGCCGGAUGAGUGGAUGCUUCUUUUUUUUUUUAGUUUGUACAGGUUAUUCUUCACCAUUUUCAUCCCCCGACGAGGCAGUAAAAAUGUCUGUCUGUCUUUCUGUCCGUUUGGGUUUUCCAGGUUUAUUAAUGAGUCCUGCUGCUACAGCACAGGAUAAAGAGAAGCUAUAAAACAUUGAGUCAUCCUACACUUCCUGUUACACUCUAACAUUACAUUUCACAUGCCACACUACAGUGCAGUGGCCUCCUGCCCUUUGACUGAUAAACUACCCCCAGAAUGCCUUAGACACCAGGACGAACCCUUAAAAAAGUCCUGGUUAUCUCUACUGUAAAGCCACCAGAUGUGCAUUUAUUAACACUGAAAGGAAGCGGUGGGGGAAGGAAGAAAGGGUCAGCAUUUCACGUCAUCUUACCUCAAAGAUUUAAAUUUACUCUCGAUUGUGUUUGAUAUCAUCAAAAUUUGGGAGUUUUGCAAUCAGUAGAUCUGUGUGGUUGAAAAUUCACCAUCAGACUUUUUUUUUUUUUGUGGUCUAAGGGGUCAGCGGUGAGGAAGGACCUGGAUAAUGGUUUUGUUGAUGAUUACAAGAGCUAGAUCUACAGGCGAUGUCAGCUGAAGAAUGCAUUUAGUGUUUUUAAUUUUGAUAUUUUGUCAAUAAUCUACACACUUUGUAUAUUUCUAAGUUGUACAUCAGAAGUGUUAUUAUUUGCACUAAAUGUAAUGCAAUUUGACAAUGUUCUGUAAAUUAAAAUUGUUACACAACGUAAA